This is a messenger RNA of Pelobates fuscus (common spadefoot toad), 2608 nucleotides long. RefSeq names its product retinoic acid receptor gamma (gene RARG). Gene Ontology annotation, biological process: regulation of transcription by RNA polymerase II; cellular response to corticotropin-releasing hormone stimulus; retinoic acid receptor signaling pathway. Bases 315 to 1694 code for a protein of 459 amino acids. Gene Ontology annotation, cellular component: nucleus; transcription regulator complex. NCBI's taxonomy places the organism in Eukaryota, Metazoa, Chordata, Amphibia, Anura, Pelobatidae. The record is from RefSeq and is a predicted model, not a curated record. Gene Ontology annotation, molecular function: RNA polymerase II cis-regulatory region sequence-specific DNA binding; nuclear receptor activity; zinc ion binding. The transcript has 9 exons.
GAGAGGAGGCGAGAUCACUCAUACACACACAUACACACACACGCUGUCUGUGCUGUGUGACGACGGACACAGACACUCACAUGCAGUCAGCCAGGUACUCUUGAUGAUCUUCACUGUUGGAGGCACUGCUUGUGGACAAGGAAGAAAUGUGAAAGACAACAAUAAGCUACCUUGACGCCUUGCAAUGUUUGUCUGGCUCUGACAAACGUGCAUUAUGGAUUUUUUCCUAAAACACUAAAGAAGACAGUAAAGUUGCCCGAAGAAGAUUCAGUAGGAGGGAAAUAAAUUAAUAGUGCAUUACAGAUCGUAGGACCAUGGCAAACAGCAGCAAGGAACGUCUUUGUGGAUCUGGGGCACCACUUGGUCAUGUCAAUGGCUAUCCCUCAACAGUCUACCCGUAUGCUUUCAGUGGGGGCAUUCGGAGCUCCCCCCCAUUUGAAGUGCUUGCUAAUGGUGGCUUCUUCAGAAACUUCUCCACAGACCUUCCCAAAGAGAUGGCUUCUCUGUCUGUGGAAACACAAAGUACCAGCUCUGAGGAGAUGGUCCCAAGUUCCCCCUCACCUCCGCCACCUCCUCGUGUUUACAAGCCUUGCUUUGUGUGCAAUGACAAGUCGUCUGGAUAUCAUUAUGGAGUCAGCUCAUGUGAGGGAUGCAAGGGCUUCUUUCGCCGCAGUAUACAGAAGAACAUGGUAUACACAUGUCACCGUGACAAGAACUGCCAGAUCAAUAAGGUGACACGCAAUCGAUGCCAGUUUUGCCGACUUCAGAAAUGUUUCCAGGUCGGAAUGUCAAAAGAAGCCGUGAGAAAUGACAGGAACAAAAAGAAGAAAGAGGUGAAGGAGGAGGUAGUGGUAACAGACAGCUACGAGAUGCCCCCUGAAAUGGAAGAGCUAAUUCAAAAAGUCAGCAAAGCUCAUCAGGAAACCUUCCCUUCUCUCUGCCAGCUGGGCAAAUACACCACGAACUCUAGCGCUGACCAUAGAGUACAGCUGGAUUUAGGUUUAUGGGACAAGUUCAGUGAACUGGCCACAAAAUGCAUUAUCAAAAUAGUUGAAUUUGCCAAACGUUUACCUGGAUUCACCACCUUGACCAUUGCUGAUCAAAUCACCCUCUUGAAAGCCGCUUGCCUUGACAUCCUGAUGCUGCGGAUUUGCACACGCUAUACUCCAGAACAAGACACCAUGACUUUUUCAGAUGGCUUGACCCUAAACCGAACUCAGAUGCACAAUGCUGGUUUUGGGCCUCUCACAGACUUGGUUUUUGCAUUUGCUGGUCAACUGCUCCCAUUGGAAAUGGAUGAUACGGAAACUGGACUCCUGAGCGCCAUCUGCCUAAUUUGUGGAGAUCGGAUGGAUUUGGAAGAACCAGAAAAGGUGGAGAAACUGCAAGAACCGCUCUUAGAGGCAUUAAAAUUUUAUGCCCGGCGACGAAGACCAAAUAAACCUUAUAUGUUCCCUCGUAUGCUUAUGAAAAUUACUGACCUGCGGGGCAUAAGCACCAAAGGUGCAGAACGAGCAAUUUCACUAAAGAUGGAAAUUCCUGGACCAAUGCCCCCACUGAUCCGUGAAAUGCUGGAGAAUCCAGAAGCCUUUGAGGAUGGUUCAGACACCCCCAAAGCCAGCGAGACCUCCUCCUGUGAGAGCAGCGAUGGCAGCCCAACAGAGGAAGAUAGCAAUGGUCCUAAAACUCCCUAGCUAUCCUAACCUUGCGGGAAGAAAAUGGCCCGCAGCCUGAACACUUUGUGUGAGCCACAUUGGCUUAACCCCUUUAUAUGAGGCAUUCAGGGGUGAGCCAGAUCAGCAGGGUCAUCAUAAACCCUUCUGGAGGCCAAAUAAUGCUCUUAUUUACUGAUACAAAUAGGCCUCCUUGCUGAAAGAAAGAGGUGGCCGAGACUGGACUCUUGUAAUAAAGACAUCUGCCAAGGAAACUUUGAUGGAUUAAUGUUUAUGUGAUUCCAAAUUCACAUAAGGGCACAAAACACCUCUCGAAUUAUUAAACAUGCCUGCAAGCCUCUGCAACAACAAAGUGACCUGGAUAAUCUGUAAAGGGCGUUCUUGCUAUUUCCUCAACAUAUUGCCAAAGAUUGUGAUGUCCUUUGACCCUUCAUUUAAGGGUGUCAUAGUGCCAAGGGACAUUAAGAAAUCUUAACACCAGCACCAUUUCUGGAGAGGUCUGAAGCACAUUGCUCUGUGUGUACAUAUGCAUAUACAUAUAUAUAAAUAUAUAUAUACAAGCACAUACAUAAUACACAUGUGUAUGUGCAUCAUUAAAUAUAUUUGCUAUUGCCAUGUUUUUAAGCUUUUUUUUUCCAUGAAUGGCUGAAACGAGGUCAUAUGACUAUAAAUAAAGCCUAUUAUUCCUUUACAAUGACAUCAUGGGAUGUACAUUGAAAUGUAAAAUAUAUUGCAUAUGCCAACCUCAUAUACACAAAGCAGUUUGAUAUAGACAUUGUGAUACCCAGUAUUGAAACAAUACUUUUUCUUGUUUAAACCAAUAUUACAAGUGUUAAAUACUGGUGUAACUUCAAAUGUUCAUUCCAUAGCAGGUAAAGAAACUUGUUUAUGCAACUGGUCGUUGGAAUAAAUAUUUUUUUAUUGGUUUCAUGUAA